AUGAAAGAUAAUGGAAGCUCUGCGGAUUCAGGAUAUCCUGGACCUUCACCAGUCCCUGUUCCUCCUUAUGGUCCGAAUCUUACUAGGUCAAAAAUUUUCGACAUUUUGUCAUUUGGAGCUAAGGGGGAUGGAGUCUGUGAUGAUUCAGACGCUUUUCAAGCAGCAUGGAAAGCUGCCUGCAAGGUGCCUGGUGCUACGUUAGAAAUCCCAUCGGAGUUUAAGUUCCUCAUCAAGCCCAUAACUCUGCAAGGGCCGUGCAUGCCUCAAUUAGUUCUUCAGAUAGAUGGAAUCCUCUUGGCACCUGCAGAAGUAGGCUCAUGGCCAAUAUCCAGUUUGUUUCAGUGGUUGAACUUCAAAUGGGUCCAAAACUUCACCAUUCAAGGCACUGGAACUGUUGAUGGUCAAGGCCCUCAGUGGUGGACCGUCUCUUCGCUCUAUUACACUCAGAAGAAACUCAAAAACAUUCUAGGUUUGAAACCAACUGCUAUGAGAUUUUAUGCAAGCUAUAAUGUCACAGUUCGAGAUAUCAAAAUCAUAAACAGUCCUCAAUGCCAUUUGAAAUUUGACAACUCCAGGGGGAUCAGAGUCGAUAAUAUAAAGAUUUCUUCUCCCGAAAACAGCCCAAACACCGACGGCAUUCACCUUCAAAAUACACAAGAAGUGGAAAUUCAGCAUUCUGAUAUCGGAUGCGGAGAUGACUGUGUAUCAAUACAAACUGGUUGCUCAAACAUCUACAUUCAUCAUAUCAAUUGUGGCCCCGGUCAUGGUAUAAGUUUAGGAAGUCUUGGGAAAGACAGGAGUGUAGGCUGCAUUUCUGAUAUCGCUGUGGAGAAAAUCUCGGUGCAGAAUACAUUAGCUGGAGUUAGAAUAAAGACAUGGCAGGGGGGUAUUGGAUCCGUCAAGAACGUGUCCUUUUCCAAUAUUCAAGUCUCUAAUGUGAAGUUCCCUAUAAUAAUUGAUCAAUAUUAUUGUGACAAGCAUUUCUGCAAGAAUCAAACUGGAGCAGUGGCGAUAUCUGGAGUUAAAUAUAAUCAGAUAAUUGGAACUUAUUCUGUGCAGCCAAUCUAUCUAGCAUGUAGCGAGGAUAUUCCAUGCACAGAUGUUGAUCUAAUCCAUAUUCAGUUGAAGCCGUCCCGCAGAUAUGGUGGUUCACACCAGGGUUUGUGUUGGAAUUCUUAUGGAAUAUCAAAGGCUCCUUUGGUUCCUUCAAGUAUCGACUAUUGCUUGAGAAGGGAUAGUGGUUCAAUAGUGAAAAGAAUAGCAAGAUUUCUUGAGCACGUGUGUUAGCAUUAGCAUUACCCCAUGGCUAAUUAUUUUAACUUUUUUUUUUCCCCUUUUAUACAAUUGUUAGUGUAUGUGCUUCCCUUCUGCCAUGUUUUUUACUGUGUGAAGGUGAUGGUUGGUCGUAGUAAUUUAAUCAAAGUGAUAUAAUUUAAAUAAUUUUGGGUGUUUUAA
This is a messenger RNA of Mangifera indica (mango), 1455 nucleotides long. Its product is annotated as polygalacturonase At1g48100-like. Gene Ontology annotation, biological process: carbohydrate metabolic process. The record is from RefSeq and is a predicted model, not a curated record. Gene Ontology annotation, molecular function: polygalacturonase activity. Lineage: Eukaryota; Viridiplantae; Streptophyta; Magnoliopsida; Sapindales; Anacardiaceae. Bases 1 to 1287 code for a protein of 428 amino acids. The transcript is spliced from 7 exons.